UGAGAACACAGUGAGAGUUCUGUCAGUCGGUGAACUUCUCUGUCACCUAAUGAGGAAGCAAAGAGGAGUUUGAGGCGCUGCAGCAGAUGAAACCACAGAGCAGAGGCAGAGCAUCGACAACUGCUGCGUCUGCAAGACAGGAAACGAGAGACGCAAGAGAGAGAAGUUUUGUCCUCCUCUUUACAGGCGACAAACUCCGCAGAGAAGCACACGACGUCUCCCGAGGAGGUUUUUCUGAACCUUCUUUGAUGCGACCUGAAGAGAAAAGGCAGGAAGUUUGAGUCGAAAUGGGCACUGAGGAGAAAGAUUCAGAGUCUGCAGCUCAGCUCGGAUCAUCAGAGACGGAAAAAGAGUGUCCUGUUGAGACGCCACCAGGACAAACAUCAGACGCCUCCGACCCUCUUAACACCUACCGCUGGCACACGGGCUCCAAAGGAACCCUGAAUGAAGGAGAAGCAGCAGCAGCUUCUCCUUCAUCGACCAUGGAUAAGAUCCAGAAGGCCUCCACCAACAAGUGGAACAAGAUGCAGAACUGGCGCAAGGCCUUGAGCGAGGACACCGGGGACAAGAACUCGUCUGGUGGGAAAAGUGGAGACGGAGGAAAGCCCGACAAAGGCAGGAAGAACCCGUUCAGACGGGCAAUGUCCGAACCUCCGGGCUCACUGUUCUCAGUCUUGUCUCCGUCCUCCAGUGCAGGCAGCUCGGCUCACGCGGCGGCGUCUUCGUCCUCAGCCGCCGCCGCCGCAGACGCCUCGGGCGUCUCCACUGCAGACGCGUCGCAGAGAGCAGGAGGAGGAAUGCUGCUGAAGAAGUACCUCAGGACGGUGUCCCAGAAGCUCAAGAGGCCCAGGCUGCAGAGUCGGAACAGCGCCUCGGCUUUGCUUCCAGACAUGGACGAGGUCAACCCGCCGUCUGAGCUGCCUCGACUACACUGGCCUCAACCACAGGAGGUUCCUCUGUGGGACAUUAGCAAGUGUGUCCUCGAGGAAGGACAGAUUCUCAUAUCACCAGAGGAGGAGCCAACGAUGUGGACCCGAAACCGUUUCAGCAGUUGCCUGUCCAACAUCAGCAUGCAGAACCUUGUGGACAUUGACGCAGAAUGUAGUCCCGACCAUGUGGGCCUGUCAGGUGGUCCUCGACCAAAGAGCCAAGACGGUGGUGUGAGGGCACUCAUCAAGCGACGGAUUCAGGAGAAUAGGGCCAAGAGGAAUAGCAACACCCAGCCAAACUCCAUCGGCCUGAUCAAAGGAAGCAGGUAUGGUUCCCGGGAGUCUGUGUCAAUCCCAGUCAAUCCACUGGAGAGUCUGGAUCUGAGUGCAGACAUCACCACUGUCAUCCGGCCAGUCCACAGCUCCAUUUUGGGGGAAAAGUACUGCUUUGAGGUGAUCAAUUCUGAGAGCACCCACUGCUUUGGCUGCUCCUCAGCUGCUGAACGUGACCGAUGGAUUGAAGACCUAAGACGGGCUGCCCAGCCCAAUAAGGACAACAUUGAGCGCACAGAGAACUCGCUGUGCCUGUGGAUAAAUGAAGCUAAAGAUCUUCCACCCAAACGGCGUUAUUACUGUGAGGUACACCUAGACGGCACUCUGUUCGCCCGCACGAGCAGCCGAGCUGUGGGCAAGCCAUCGAACCGCUCCAGUCUGGCAGAUGGCAGUUCCACCGGGUCAUCGGGAGGUGUUGGGGCCAGUGGAGGUGUGGCUGGAGGGUGUCAGCUGUUCUGGGGUGAAUUCUUUGAGCUGGACAACUUGCCGUGCGUCUCCCAAAUCACCUUGCAUCUCUUCCGCGAUGACGACCCCAAGAAAAAACGCCACUCCAAAGAUGAGACCAGCCUGCAUCCACUGGGCAGUAUGGCUAUUCCUUUAGCUGAUAUCCGAGGAAGGACCUAUCAAGAGAAAUGGUAUCCGAUCACUCCGUACAAGGCCUCAGGCUCAGCGGGGAGCAAAGACCUGCUGGGGGCACAGACAUCCCUCCGAAUUAAGGCUCGUUUCCAGAAUUUGAAGGUGUUACCCAUGGAGAAAUACAAAGAGUUUGCAGAGUAUGUGACAGUGGAUUACGUGGAGAUGUGCAGAAAUUUGGAGCCACUUCUGAAUGUCAAGGAGAAGGAAGAGCUGGCAGGUGCUCUGGUCCAUGUGCUCCAGAGUAUUGGCAAAGCCAAGGAGUUCCUCAUUGAUUUGGGAAGUGCAGAGGUGGAGCGUCUUGGAGAGAGGGAAGCACUGAUCUUCAGAGAGAACACACUCGCCACAAAAGCCAUAGACGAAUAUAUGAAGCUAGUUGGCCAGAAGUACCUCAUUGACACACUAGGAGACUUCAUCACUCGUCUUUAUGCGUCAAUGGAGAACUGUGAAGUCGAUCCUCGAAAAUGUCCUGCCACUGAACUGUCAAACAACCAGAAGCACUUGAAGGACGCCUGCGACGAGGUGGUGCAGAAGAUUAUUGAGAUCCACGGACCUUUUCCUGAAGAGUUACACAAAAUCUUCUCCAGUUGGAUGGAGCUGUGUGAGGACCGGAGCAGACCAGAGAUUGGCCAGCGUCUGAUCUCAGCUUCUCUCUUCCUGCGCUUCUUAUGUCCUGCUAUCCUCAGUCCCUCUCUCUUUGGUCUGACACAGCCAUAUCCAGAAACAAACACCCUGCGGACCCUCACGUUAACUGCCAAAGUCAUCCAGAAUUUAGCCAACUUCACCUUGUUUGGUGAGAAGGAAGAGUACAUGCUUUUUAUGAAUGAAUUCCUGGAGCAGCACUGGAAUGGAAUGAGGGGUUUUCUCCAAACAGUGUCCAGUCUUGACACCGAAAUCCCCAUGACCUCUUUCGAUGGCUACGUGGAUUUGCCUCUGCGCCUGGCCGUGCUCCACGGCCUACUGGUUGACAUCAUCCAUCUCAAGGAUCAGGACACUAUUGACAAGCUGGACCCGCUGCCAUCCAUUCUGAACCAGAUAACAGAGUCACUUGGUCCUGAGGCACCACGGAUCAUGGUUAGAAGCAAUCCAGGACAAGUCAAGCCAAUGUAUGUUCCUCCUAAAGACUUGGGCAAAUACAGUCCUCACCAAUCGUCCCUCCAGCAGCUUCCUGUGGAGGCCAAAGGCAUACGAGACGGGGACGUUCGGACUCGGAAGAACACAAAAGAGAGGACACCAAUCAAAAGGACCCACAGUGCUCCGCACCGACCCACUGGUCAUGCCAAACGUGCCCUAAAGCGGCAGACGAGUUCUGAAGCUCUGCCGACGACCGACCACGAACAAGAGAUGGAGACCAACCAACCACUGAUCUCGCCACCAAAUACUAGUGCCAGUCUCAAACGUACACAUCAACCAGUUCCCUGGAUCAAAAACAGCCUCAGUAAGGAAUCAAGUGAGAUGAAGACUGAGAACGAGCAGAUCAACCUACUGGACAGGCACGGCCAGGAGCUGUCGGAGUUGCGUCUGGGGAUAGAGCAGGUGACGGAGCGGGAGCUGGACAUGGCGAAACGCCUGGAGGACUUCAUCAUCCAAAGCCAGGACCAGAAUGCAAUGCUGCUGGCUGAGGUGACCGAGCUGCGGAGCAUGCUGGCUCUGCGGGAGGAGCAGCUCACCAGCGCCACCUUCAGGCUGGGUGUGAUUGAGGAGGAGAGAGAGGAAGACGAGAGGAAGUUAAGCGUUGCCGUGGCUGCAGUCGAUCGAAUGAACGUACUGGAGGAACAGUUUGCAGGAAUGCUGAGGGAUCUUCACCAGCUCAGCGAGGUCUACAACAGCAGCCCAAGCAACGCGCAGCGUCCUGACAAGCAGCACAUCAACAGCACCUGAGCCACGACAGCUUUCAGUCUCGCAGAUUUUUUAUCGCGUAAAAUAAACUUAACAUCUAAGAAGGAAACGUGUGCGCGAGCAAACUGUGAAACCACAGAAAUGGUCUGUAUGUCAGCUUUUACUGUAUCUCAGCUACACAAAAACCUUUCAGAUAAAUCAAAUAAAUUCAGCUGAUUCUC
Solea senegalensis (Senegalese sole) is the source of this 3955-nucleotide messenger RNA. RefSeq names its product RAS protein activator like 3 (gene rasal3). The record is from RefSeq and is a predicted model, not a curated record. Gene Ontology annotation, biological process: regulation of GTPase activity. Lineage: Eukaryota; Metazoa; Chordata; Actinopteri; Pleuronectiformes; Soleidae. The transcript is spliced from 19 exons. The coding region runs from base 288 to 3776 and encodes 1162 amino acids.